AUGGGUUGUGAAGGUUCAAGGGUCGGAUCAUCGCCAAAUGUCGGGGAAUUGCGAAAAAGCAUAUUAGAGGAAGCUCAUAAGAGCGGGUUCUCCAUUCAUCCUGGAAGCACCAAGAUGUACCAAGACCUAAAGACAAUAUUCUGGUGGCCAGGAAUAAAAAAUGAUGUGGCGAUGCAUGUUUCCAAAUGCCGAACUUGUCAAAAAGUCAAAAGGGAAAGAUUCCACAGUGGAAAUGGAAGAGCAUAUCUAUGGAUUUUGUAUUGGGUUUAUCAAGGACUCGGACAGGUUGUGAUGCUAUCUGGGUGUUGUAGAUCGACUGACCAAGUUAGCUCAUUUUCUGCCUAUUUGGAUAAGUUGUAUGAGGCAGGAGAAAAGAGCUUGAGAGGGCCUGAAAUGAUAAGUGAAACCACUGAGCAAAUAAAGAAAAUCCGUAGUCGAAUGCUUGAGGCUCAAAGCCGUCAGAAAAGCUAUGCUGACCAAAGGCAGAAGCCUUUAGAGUUUGAGGAAGGAGAACACAUUUUUUUGAAGGUUACUCUGACUACUAGAAUAGGAAGAUCCAUCAAAACUAAGAAGUUAAAUCCCCGUUAG
Arachis duranensis is the source of this 588-nucleotide messenger RNA. RefSeq lists its product as uncharacterized. The transcript has 2 exons. Lineage: Eukaryota; Viridiplantae; Streptophyta; Magnoliopsida; Fabales; Fabaceae. The record is from RefSeq and is a predicted model, not a curated record. Bases 1 to 588 code for a protein of 195 amino acids.